Ochotona princeps (American pika) is the source of this 1090-nucleotide messenger RNA. It is a transcript of the gene PITHD1, whose product is annotated as PITH domain containing 1. The record is from RefSeq and is a predicted model, not a curated record. The transcript is spliced from 6 exons. Gene Ontology annotation, cellular component: nucleus. Bases 112 to 747 code for a protein of 211 amino acids. Lineage: Eukaryota; Metazoa; Chordata; Mammalia; Lagomorpha; Ochotonidae.
CGCCUUUUACGACGCGCGGCUGACUGGGCGCGCUUGGCGGCCGGAGCGGAGCCGAGGGCUAGCGGCCGGCGCCUGGCCUGGGGAAGGAGACGCGUGAGCGGCGGCGGCGCCAUGUCUCACGGCCACAGUCACGGCGGAGGCGGUUGCCGCUGCGCCGCCGAGCGAGAGGAGCCGCCCGAGCAGCGCGGCCUGGCCUACGGGCUGUACCUGCGCAUCGACCUGGAGCGACUGCAGUGUCUCAACGAGAGCCGCGAGGGCAGCGGCCGCGGCGUCUUCAAGCCGUGGGAGGAGCGGAGCGACCGCUCCAAGUUUGUUGAGAGUGAUGCCGACGAAGAGCUUCUGUUUAAUAUCCCAUUUACCGGGAAUGUCAAGCUCAAAGGCAUCAUUAUAAUGGGAGAGGACGACGACUCACACCCCUCUGAGAUGAGAUUGUACAAGAACAUUCCUCAGAUGUCAUUUGAUGACACAGAAAGGGAGCCAGACCAGACCUUUAGUCUGAACCGGGAUGUUACAGGAGAAUUGGAGUAUGCCACGAAAAUUUCUCGUUUUUCAAAUGUCUGUCACCUAUCAAUUCAUAUUUCAAAAAACUUUGGAGCGGAUACAACAAAAGUUUUUUAUAUUGGUCUGAGAGGAGAAUGGACUGAGCUUCGCCGACAUGAGGUGACUAUCUGCAAUUACGAAGCCUCGGCCAACCCCGCCGAUCACAGGGUGCAUCAGGUUACCCCGCAGACACACUUCAUUUCCUAAGGGCUGUGCACGGCUCCCACAGAUGUGCUGUGUCGGUGAAGAGGAGAGACUGCCUGCUGGGAAGGACAGAGAAGCUCUGAGAGAGUUGGCUGCCACAGGCUCUGCCAGGCUUUGUCUUGGGGGCUUGCUGCCGAGGCCUGGCCGGGGGACACCCACCGCCAGGAGAGUUGUGUGGGUGCUGAGGGACCACCGAGGUUCUCCAGAGCCCUGCAGAAAUUGGGUCUCAGGCUGGGUGGCAUCUGGCCGUCGUGGAUAAUGCUUGUUUUGCCAGUCACUGUGGCCAUGGGAUCCCAAGUGUCUUGUUUUGUGGCAGAAUUUUUUGUUUGUUUUUUCUUUUCUUUUU